UAAAUAAAUAAACAAAUAGCUUACAUUUCAUUUCCGUCUCCGACCAUUUUUUUUGCCAAGAUAUUUUUAUAGGAUUCCCCAUCGACUUCUCCUCUUUCACUGGGUAGAUUUUUUUCAUUAAAAAAAGAAAAAAUCCUUUAUUCCGCUCCCAUCUCUCCAAAAUCAACAUUAUCUCCCCACUUAAUCCCGGGAGACCAACCUUUGACAAAAACCUCUGCAACUAUAAAGCUAGGGUUUGCUCAAAUUUCUUUUCUUUUAAAUGGCCUCUUCUCUCUCGUUCAGACCGACCAUGCUUCUUGUCCUAACUCCUUUCGUUGACCGAACCGGACCCCCCAAUCAUCUUUUAAAUCGAACUCAAUUUCCCGGUUUUUCCGCUCGCAGACCAUUUCUUCGCGGCUCUCUAUCCGUAGCCAAGUUCGGAUUCAAACCUGGCCUCUUGCCCGACCCUGAUGCUUCCGAGGGUGUUAUCAGAGAGCUGUUUACUAGAGCCGAAAGCCUUCUCUAUACGAUUGCCGACGCUGCUGUUUCGUCUUCGGACGCUAUUACUACGACCACCACCACUACUAAACAAAAUAAUGAUUGGCUUUCGGGAAUAACCAAUUCCAUGGAAGCUAUUUUGAAGGUUUUAAAAGAAGGGUUAUCGGCUUUGCAUGUUCCGUACGCUUAUGGUUUUGCUAUUAUACUUCUGACUGUGCUUGUUAAGGCUGCUACAUUUCCUUUGACUAGGAAACAGGUAGAAUCUGCAAUGGCCAUGCGUUCAUUACAGCCUCAAAUAAAGGCUAUUCAGGAGCGGUAUGCUGGAAAUCAGGAGAGAAUUCAACUUGAAACUGCUCGAUUAUAUAAACUAGCUGGAAUAAACCCAUUAGCAGGAUGCCUGCCUACUCUUGCCACAAUUCCAGUGUGGAUUGGGCUUUAUAGAGCCCUGUCAAAUGUAGCAGAUGAGGGACUUCUCACGGAAGGCUUCUUUUGGAUACCCUCACUGUCUGGUCCAACUACAAUUGCUGCUCGACAGAACGGCGGUGGCAUCUCUUGGCUUUUCCCUUUUGUAGAUGGACACCCACCUCUUGGAUGGUUAGAUACAUUUGCAUAUCUUGUGUUACCUGUUUUGCUGGUUGUCUCACAGUACGUCUCUGUCCAAAUCAUGCAAUCAGCACAGAGCAAUGAUCCAAACAUGAAGAGCUCUCAAGCCCUGACGAAGUUCCUCCCUCUAAUGAUUGGUUAUUUUGCUCUUUCAGUUCCUUCUGGUCUAAGUCUAUAUUGGUUCACAAACAACAUAUUAAGUACAGCACAACAAGUAUGGCUUCAAAAGUUAGGAGGUGCAAAGAAUCCAGUGAAGCAACUUAAUGAUGAUAUUAUCAAGGAAGAGCAAGUCCGCCUUCAGAAGUCUCUCUCUGAAUUGAAUGCCACCAGAAAGGAGACCAAACUAGAAGAAAAGUUGACACCAGAGGGGCUGCGCCCCGGUGAACGAUUUAAACAGCUAAAGGAGCAAGAGGCAAGAAGUAGACAGCAAAGAGAGGAAGAAAUGAGGAAAGCUCAACAGGCGGCAGCUAAAGCUGAUCAAUUAACAAAUGAGGGACAUGAGACAGAGGGUAGCAUCACUGAUAAGGAAAAUGGCGCUGGAACUGGCUUAAGCGCUGAAAAGAAUGAGAAAUAUCAAACUGUGGCAGGCCAAGGUUCCUCCAAUAUAGGAGUUGUGAAUGGUGACCUUUCUAGUAAGGACUUGAAGGAAGAUCAAAAGAAGGCUUCCUCAUUUAUCAAGAACAGUGAAUCUUUGGAACAUGUAGAAAAGGAAACAGUUGAAGUAUACAGUAGUCCAGCCACUUCAGAUAACAAAUAUUCUGAAGAAGACGCAGAGGAAGACAUGAAGGAGUGACAGAAAAAAGAGAAACAUGGUAAUGAUGAAGUUAGUAUCUCAAGUCAGCCAAGAGUGAGAGGAGCAGUUGAUUUGCCUGUUAAAUUGGAUACAGGGGGCAGAAUGAUACUCCUGGCUCAUCCAAAGUCGGUGCAGCUCAUCAACCAUUAUUAAUAUGUUCGAAAUUGAGUGUCUUUGGGCUUGAUGGCGUUUCUCUAGGUGGAGGGUAUGUUGCUCUUUGGUGAUAUCUGGUUCAUACCUGGCGCAUUUGCAGAAACAGCUCAACAAGCAAAAUAGAGGACAAUAUAUAAGAUUUUGGAGGUUUCACAUGUACCUGUUGUAACUUGGAAGAGCUCAAACAUUAUUGAUUCGAUCAAAUGAUUAUUCCGUACGAAUUCAAAAUAAUAAAUAAAAGUUCUUUUUAUGCUA
Messenger RNA from Durio zibethinus, 2281 nucleotides. RefSeq names its product OxaA/YidC-like membrane insertion protein (gene ALB4). Gene Ontology annotation, cellular component: chloroplast thylakoid membrane. NCBI's taxonomy places the organism in Eukaryota, Viridiplantae, Streptophyta, Magnoliopsida, Malvales, Malvaceae. Gene Ontology annotation, biological process: protein insertion into membrane; thylakoid membrane organization; protein localization to chloroplast. The record is from RefSeq and is a predicted model, not a curated record. Gene Ontology annotation, molecular function: membrane insertase activity.